Molecule: messenger RNA, 2724 nt
Organism: Copidosoma floridanum
Lineage: Eukaryota; Metazoa; Arthropoda; Insecta; Hymenoptera; Encyrtidae
Source: RefSeq, a predicted model, not a curated record
UCAGCGUCGUCAACGAGAGAGAUACUCUCUCACUCAUAAAGGUGUGCCUUCGGCCCCUUCAUUUAGGCCAUUUUGUUACUACUUUGUCUGCGUGGCUGCCCUUGCCUGCUUCACACAGCUAAAGUAAAGAAACUAACGUAAACCAGAGAUUAGAGGGCCUCUACUUAAGUAGUCACUUUACGGCCUGUGGGUGCGGGCUGUGAAUCAACGUACUUAACCGAUUAAUGGUCCAUCAGCAGUUUAUAUUUUCAACCAUUUCCAGCAUUUACACUGGCAUCCAGGAGGUAAAAACAGCUGGCAACUCCCUGCUGGUUGACAACUUUCUUAAAACAUCCUACAAGUCUCGUUUUAAGGAUUCCAAAUGGGCGAAGUUAUAGAAGUUGUUAAAGUAGAAACCAAUUACCUUCAGCAAGAUGACGUCAAUGCCACUGAUGAAAUCUUUGUCAAAGAGAAUGAUCGUGAAAGUUUUAUUAUACCCGAUAUAAUUAACUCGGACGAAGUACUCGCCCAAAAUGGACAGAUCAUACAAAUUAUUGAAGAGUAUGAGUGUGUUACUUGCCACAGAGUUUUUCCAAGUGACGAGUUAUUGAAAGAACACUUGGAAGUAUGUAGAGAAGAAGAUGAUGAUGUUGAUUUGUUAGAAUUAGGUAGGAUGGGAGAUGAUGAUUCUGAAAACGAAGAUGACGACAAUAUUGAUCCAAAUUAUAAUACAGAUUCAAAUCCUUCAGAUUCUCAAACUUUCAAAAAUAAGGAAAAAAAAGUAACAAUAAAACCUGUACAAGAAGGCGAAUGCCAUUGUUGUGCCGAAGAUGUGAAAACAGCUCAUUCGGGAGGUCCUUUUAAAUGCUCAAGUUGUGAUAUGUCAUUUAAAAAAUCAUCUUCUUUGGAAAGGCAUACUAUAGUUAUUCAUUGGGAGCCUGACACAUAUACAUGCAAAGACUGCAAUUCAACUUUUUCGAGCAAAAAAACUCUGGAUAAACAUCGUUAUACAACACAUAUAAAGACUAGCAAAGUAUAUAAGUGUGAUAAAUGUGAUACUUAUUUUUCAAGAAGUUAUCACUUGAACCGUCACAAGCAGCAAUCUGGCUGUCAUGGGGACACCGGUAACAGUUUUUGUUGUCAGGUUUGUAAUAAAAUAUUCACGCGCAAAGAUAAUUUGAGAGAACAUUUAAGGACCCAUGCAGGGAUGCCUCAGAGGAAAAAAAAAUCUUGCACUACGUGUUCAAAACAAUUCUAUACAAAUCAGCAGCUGAUUGUUCAUGAACGUAUGCACACAGGAGAAAGACCAGUGCAGUGUGAUUUGUGUCCAAAAUCUUUUUUAUCUUCCCUAGCCAUGAAAAAACACAGAAGAACUCAUACUGGAGAAAAACCUUUUGAAUGCAAAUUUUGCCAAAAAAAGUUUGCUGCAAGAGAAACACUAAAUCGUCAUCAAAGAACUCACACUGGAGAAAAACCACAUGUUUGUCAAUACUGCAAUAAAUCCUUCAUCCAAGCAGCUCAGCUGAGAGCUCAUGUUUUCCAUCACACGGGUGAAAAUGGAUUUUAUUGCGACAUUUGUGGAAAAGCAUUUAAUCGAAAAGGGCGGUUAACCAAUCAUAAAAAAUUCGUUCACGAAGGUGCUACACCAUUUAAAUGCGAUGUUUGUGAUAAGGCUUUUAUGCGUAAAGAAGAUUUAUCCAAGCACUCUAAUUUACAUGCUGGAAUAAAACCUCACAAGUGCGGAACUUGUGGCAAAUGUUUUGCUGCUAAAUCGUCUUUGCAAGCCCAUAUGAAUACCCACAGACGUGAGCCUCCGCAAUCUUGCGCUGAAUGUGGACGGGCGUUUAUUCGACAGGAUUGUUUGAUGAGACAUAUACGAGCUAAACAUAGGGAUUUGUUAGAGGAUGUAUUAGGCGAAGCAGAAAAGAAACAUUUACAGUUACAAAUGUUCAACAUUGCUUACAAUGCUGCUGAGAAAGCCAAAUCUGGAGAAACAAAUCUCAUGUCAACAGAUGAAUUAUUAAAAGCUAUUACGGAAUUAUUGACUAUUCUUAUAGAAAAAGAAACAUUAGAGCUAUUUGGUUGGCUACAGUCACCUUUACAAGAUGUUUUAGAAGCUGUCAUUCGAAGAUGUGGUGACGAGCCACUUACAGCUGACAGUGAUUUGUCGCUACCAGAAAGAUUACGAGGGAAUGUUAGAAUUUUAUUCAAUGCUGUUCUAGAAGAUGAAAAUGUUAAAUCAUUAUUGACAACUCAAACUGUUGAUGAAGUUAUUGCACAUGUUCUUAACGUAUCUAAAAAUAACAAACCAGAAGAAAUCAAGUUUAAAGAAAACGACGAAUGAUAUGGAAAAACAUAAAUAAAUUCACAAAACGAUUGGUUGAAAUAUUAUAAACAAACAGCUUUAGUAUGUUAUAAAUGUUGGAGGCUAACCAUUUGCAAUCAAUGCUUGUUCCCUACUUUUUGAUUGAUAUUCCAACUUGUUAAAGAUUCACGUACAUCAAGCGUUGGUUGUCAAUUCAGUUAGUAAAUUACAAAAAUUUAUUUUAAUAACAUUUUACAGUGCCUUUUUAAUAAAGUGAUAAUUAUGUUUUCAACUUUAUUCUAAAACUAUAGAAUAUAAUAAGUACACUUUAAAACGGAAAUACUGCAUAUAUUUUGAAUAUGCUAGUUUUGCUCUACAUAAAUGAAUUUUAAUAAACUAGAAAAUCAUACAAAUAUAAUUCUGUUGAAAUAAAUGUAAGU